This is a messenger RNA of Cloeon dipterum, 1695 nucleotides long. RefSeq names its product BTB/POZ domain-containing protein 17-like. The record is from RefSeq and is a predicted model, not a curated record. The coding region runs from base 243 to 1664 and encodes 473 amino acids. Gene Ontology annotation, molecular function: protein binding. NCBI's taxonomy places the organism in Eukaryota, Metazoa, Arthropoda, Insecta, Ephemeroptera, Baetidae. The transcript is spliced from 8 exons.
ACUUUCGCAAAUAAUAUUGACAAUAACAAACAAAAAUGUGUGAUCAACAGUGAAGGCGAAGAGAGUGAGAACUUGAACGUGAUUAAGCUUGUCCAGGAAUCUUUAAAGAGUCGCAAGAUGUCAAGAAGCGUUCGUGGCAUUUCGUGGAAUUCUUCGCAUUCUUAAAUUUGACCACUUCUGGUUUGGUUUCUUAAAGACCGACAUGAAUCAGUAAAAUUGUUACAUAUUAUUUCGAAAUAGUCAUGGAACAUUGGGACAAAAAGGACAAAAAUAUUCCUGUGCCUUCCCCUAGGGAUUCCUCGCAGAAUAUUCUGCAGAGGAUUUCCAAUUUGUGCGGCAGCUACGAAAUGAGCGAUGUCAUUCUUGUGGUUGGUCCCAAAGAAUUCCCAGCACACCGUCUUCUCCUCUGCCUCUCCAGUGAAGUGUUUAGGGUAAUGCUGAUGAACAAGGAAUGGAACGAGGCUCAGGUAAUGAAAGUGGAGCUCCAGGAGUCGCAACAGUGCUGUGAACAUUUCCACAAAUUCCUCGCGUUCUUCUACAGAGGCAAAAUUAGUAUUUCAGUUGACGACUGUUUGCCACUUUUGUGCCUUGCAGAUAAAUAUAAUGUUAAGGAAUUAAGCUCAACUUGUUUGGAUUACAUGUGUUCCCACAUCGCGUAUGCUGCCACAAAAAGUAUCUUACUCUCCUGGCUGCAAUACACUCACUGCUGUAGCCAUUUAAUAGCUGCCCAGGCCUGCCAGAAUUUCGUGUUGUGGAACUUCUCAACUGUCGCAUGCGCGUCAGAUUUUGGUAGUUUAGAGCUGGAAUCAAUGGUUUGGAUCCUCCAGCAAAAUGAUCUUGUUGUCCAAGAUGAACUCGAGCUCUACAGGUUAGUGAUAUACUGGUUGGAACUGCAGCAGCUGCGACUCAUCGAUACUGACACGGACUUGGAAGAGACGAUGGAGAUGUACACAAAAACCACCAUGAUGUGCAUUCGCUUUCCCAUGAUGUCUCCGAGACAGCUGGCUGACCUGCUCCUUCAGGGCGAGGUGAAAAAGUACAAAGACUUCUUUGUAGACAGACUCGGCCUCGGAAUGGCAUUUCAUUCUUCCAACCACCAUCAUCUAGUCAAACUGAUGAAGAAUGAGUCGGGUUUGAUGCUGACCCCUCGCAUCUACAUGACAGACACAUGGAGCUCGGGGCUGACGAUUGAGAAGUACUCGGACAUCCAGCCCUACCACACGAGCACCCUAGUUUUUUCCAUUCCAAUCUCAUUCUCAGAGUGCCAUCAGAGCAGCCACGUCGAGUGGGUGGCCGACUUCUAUCCCAGAGGCCUGUGGUAUCCAAAAGGCCUGCUGAUCGCGUGGGAGGGCACAAAGGAAAUCCCAGAGGCUGUGCUCAAGACGUGCAGGCUGUCGCUCACCUGCAGAGACCUUGAGAGCAUAAGCAAAAUGCAUUUUCACGUCAAAAUCGGAAUUCUGGUCACUGGAACCAGUGCUGGAAUCGAGCACGUGGCGCAGGUUGUUUACAAGCAUCAUUACUUUGACCGCAGUAACUGCGUGCUGCACAUUGAUGAUUUCAUGCCCUAUGAAAAGUUGCUGAAUAGUAAAUUUUUGGUUGGACCUAAUUCAGACACUCUGAAGCUGCGGAUUGUCAUAGAACCCCUUGUUGAUAUGAUAAAAUGAAUUAUUACAAUAAAAAAUUGCAAAAUUUAAA